AAUUUAUAUCUUUUUUUAUCACAAAUUAACUAAUCCGACGUUAUAUAAACUUUUACAAAAUUUUCACAAGCACUAUUUCUAUUCCUCCUCCAAUUUAUUCGAAAAAAGUAUAAAUGUUUCUCUCAAAAACAAAAUAGACAUUUGAUGCGCUUAUCAAGUGUCGCGCUCGGAAGGGUUUGAUGGAUAUUAUUCAGUACUCUAUGUUAUGAGAAAGUAAAACUAAUUCGAUCUUCAAAGAGAAAUGAUAAAAGCACUUCAGAGAACAUAAAGGGGAAAAGGGUUUGUAGUUACAAAUAAUUGCGCACUUACUUCCAAGCGCAAUUACGGUAAGCUUUGCUGUGUCAGAAGGAAUCAAUAAGUAAGCUUCCGUAAUUCACCGCACGGACAAGCGUUUAUACGGAAUUGUUGAUAGUCCGUAAUAUUAGUGUUCCGCAAAAUGACAGACAAGAAAGACAUUUGGAAAAGUCGAUACUAUCGUAUCCUUAGAACUUACAUGAGCCUAUUGGGCAUAUGGCCGUACGAUAGACUUUGCAAGCGAUACAUACGCUUUAUACCGACGUUUAUAUUCUCCUUUAGUAUUCUGAUACCCCAGUUAGCGUAUACUGUGGCAAUUGCUUCGGAUUUUAACGACGUGAUAGACAGUGUAACAUCAGCGAUAAUCAGUAUAAUAUUCAGCUUUAAAAUAGCAAGUAUAAUGUUUGACAAAAAUGUAAGUAACAAUUUAAGCAAAUUCAACGUUUCUGUCAUAUUUCUUCUCCAAAUCAUUAAUAGGUUAAAAAGCAUGCAAAUGUGUUUAUAUAGGUAAAGACUUGUCUUAAGAUAAUAGAGAAGGAUUGGCUGUCAUUAAAGACAAAUGUAGAAAAAGCUAUUCUACAGCGCUACACCGAACACGGACAAUAUCUAUCGACAUCUUAUGCAGGUACAUCAUAGAAAAUGUAUAAAUGUACUUUUAAAAUGUACGUACACGUCUAUCUAAUGAGGCAUUUUAUACUUCUGUGUAUAUACAUUAUAAUUUCUUAAAUUAUUCAAUAAUUCCUUUCAUCUUAAAAUUUGUAUAAAGUAUGUGACUAUAAAAAAAUUAUUUUAAAAAAUUCUUAUUCAUUCAAAACCAACGUUUUUGAAACAAGUAAAGAUUAUAAGAGACAAAAAUUUAUGGAAAGAAUUUACUGUAAUUCGCAUAUCACUUUUUUUAGUUUUCAUGCAUACAGCACAAGUUUUUUACAUGGUCAAACCAGUUGUCCUGUCGCUCUUAGAAAAUGAUAUGACAAAUUCUACGUCUGCAUUAAAGUUGCCAUAUCUCGUAGAGUACGGUGUGGACAUAGA
Molecule: messenger RNA, 1323 nt
Organism: Monomorium pharaonis (pharaoh ant)
Lineage: Eukaryota; Metazoa; Arthropoda; Insecta; Hymenoptera; Formicidae
Exons: 2
Coding region: 437-805 (122 amino acids)
Source: RefSeq, a predicted model, not a curated record